AAAGUUGUUAAAUUCCAUAUUUUCACGUACAUUUACUCACUCAGUAACAUGGCAUAUGUUUUGUAAUAUUUGUCGCUAUUAAUAUUGUAUAUCUCUGGAUACUCAAUUAUGAUAAUAACAUAAAUCCAAUCAGAAUCAAAUAACGUAUGCGAAUUAAAUAUAAAGAAAAAAGUGAAUGCUUUACUGAAGAAUCAUUAAUUAGUAAGGAGCCAUUCGGACAGUUUAAAGCUUGGUUUGAUAUUGCAUGCAAAACACCUGGAAUCGGAGAAGCUAAUGCAAUGUUUUUGGCUACAGCCACUAAGGAUGGUAUGCCAUCUGUUCGACCAGUAUUAUUGAAAAGUUUUGGUACAGGUGGGUUCAAAUUUUAUACAAAUUAUGGAAGUCGUAAAGCUCAAGAACUAGAUGGAAAUCCUAAUGCAGCCUUAGCAUUCUUUUGGGAACCUCUUCGACGCGUGGUUCGAAUUGAAGGAACAGUUGAAAAAACAUCAGCUAUAGAUUCAGAUGAAUAUUUCAAUAGUAGACCAUAUUAUAGUCAAGUUGGUUCCAUUUCAAGUAGACAAAGUACUGUAAUUCCAAAUAGAGAGUUCCUCAUAGAAAAAGAAAAGAAAAUACAACAAGAACAUCCUGAUAUAGUUGAAAGGCCAAAAUGGUGGGGAGGAUAUAAUGUAACUCCAAAAAUUAUUGAAUUUUGGCAAGGACAAAGUGACAGACUUCAUGAUAGAAUUAGAUUCAGAAGGCUCAAACCGGGUGAAAUACCAGAUAAUCAUUUAGUUCACGAAGGAGAGAAUGGUUGGGUUUAUGAGAGACUUUCUCCUUAAAUGUUAUAGAACUGUUAUCACUAUUCAAAUGAAAUAGCUUAAAGUAUAUAAAUAUUUGUGCAUUUUUCUACUAAAAAAUGGUUACUGUAAAGCACUGUUAUUUUGUAACUUUGUUUUUAAUUUGGAUAUUUUAUUCUCUCACUGUUGAGUAAUAUUAUGCAAUUUAUCCAUGGGAUUUUUUUUUAUUAAGAUACAGAUUUUAAGAGACAGUAAUUAACUUUAACUUUACAAUCUUUGUUUUAUUUUUUGAAAAUAAUUUUUCAAAACAGUUCUUUAUGUUGCUGAGUUUUUUAACUAAUUUUUUUGAGUGUAAAUACCAUCCAAGAGAUAAAUACAGAAUAUUAAAAUUACGUUUUCAGUAUUUACUUAUAAAUAAUCCAACGUAUGCAUGAAAAAAUUUUUAUCGAGAUAUGUAUCUGAUACAUCAGUGAUUAUUAAUUAUUAAUAAAUUAAUUAUUAAUAAAUAAUAGAUUACAACCCAAGGCCGCAAAAGUAUUAACAAGUCUUCGCCUCGGUUGUCAAAAAUCAUGUAUUAUUAUCUUUCCAAUAGUUUCCCGGAUUAGGUAUGUAUGUACAUACAUAAAUAUAUAACGUAAUCUAUCUAUUGCCUCUAUGUGAUAAGAGUGGUUGGGCAGGGCUAUGACGAUAAGAUCGCGGCUUCCACAUAAAUAUAAACUAUUUGUAGUUAUAGGGACUUUUCUAAAUCGGGCAUGUGAGUUUAAUUUUAUAAAUAACGACUUCAGUUCAAAGUACCAAUUUUAGGGAGCUCAAUGAAUACUUUGUAGAUAACAAAUAAUUAACGCAAAUUAUUUAUAAUUUAUCAUCUGUAAAUAAAGUUUUUUAAACGUAUUCGCGUACAUUGUUGUCCUGUAAAAAGUAAUCUAUAGAAAAUUAUUAAAAACAAACCAAUUAUUUUUAAUCAUGAAUCUGUCCUCUUUAAAUAUCAAUCAAAUCUAUUAA
Molecule: messenger RNA, 1778 nt
Organism: Phymastichus coffea
Lineage: Eukaryota; Metazoa; Arthropoda; Insecta; Hymenoptera; Eulophidae
Product: pyridoxine/pyridoxamine 5'-phosphate oxidase
Exons: 5
Coding region: 147-818 (223 amino acids)
Biological process (GO): pyridoxine biosynthetic process; pyridoxal 5'-phosphate biosynthetic process
Molecular function (GO): pyridoxamine phosphate oxidase activity; FMN binding
Source: RefSeq, a predicted model, not a curated record